Messenger RNA from Trichoderma aggressivum f. europaeum, 657 nucleotides. RefSeq lists its product as uncharacterized. Lineage: Eukaryota; Fungi; Ascomycota; Sordariomycetes; Hypocreales; Hypocreaceae. Gene Ontology annotation, biological process: vacuolar proton-transporting V-type ATPase complex assembly. The record is from RefSeq and is a predicted model, not a curated record. The transcript has a single exon. Gene Ontology annotation, cellular component: Vma12-Vma22 assembly complex. Bases 1 to 657 code for a protein of 218 amino acids.
AUGGAGCAACAACACAUUGACUCGCUCCUGGAGCGCUAUCUAACCCUAAUAGACGAAUAUUCGCGCCUGCGAGAGGAGCUGUCGAAGCUUCAGGCGGGCGUGUUCCAGAACAUUGCCAGAGCCAACUUUGCUGGCGAGCGGGGCAUGAGAUAUGGCCGGGACCACUAUGACGAGAGGAUGCGCGCAUUAAGAGUGUUGGAUAUCACGCCUGGAGAAGAUGAUGUACCAAAAUUCACAAUCAAGAGCUUAAACUCCAUUGUGGAUGACGAGGGUCGAAAAGAGGACGAGGACAGCUCUGAUGGAGACAAAGCGGACACUACCACUGGCCAGGAAAACCCUGAAGCCAAUCCUCAGGAUGGACAGAACCCAGAGGACCAAGGCGAGGAUGGGGAGAAAGAAGAGAAGAUAAAGACAAACAAGGCAACUGACAACCCUCUGCGCUGGUUCGGCCUCUUGGCCCCCGCUCCCCUUCGCACCGCCCAGACUCUCUCUAUCCAGGCCGUGGAGCAGGUCAUCCCGCGGCUCAUCUCUGUCAACGCCGAGAUGGAGCACGUCGAGAUUGAAAUCAGGAGGGCGCGGAAGAAGCGGGCAAAGGCGGCAGCAGCGGCUGUGGCAGAAAAGGAAGCUGUGAGCAUGGAGGCUGUUGAGGCGAGGUGA